Phragmites australis (common reed) is the source of this 1435-nucleotide messenger RNA. RefSeq names its product ATP-dependent Clp protease proteolytic subunit 5, chloroplastic-like. The record is from RefSeq and is a predicted model, not a curated record. Gene Ontology annotation, molecular function: ATPase binding; serine-type endopeptidase activity; ATP-dependent peptidase activity. NCBI's taxonomy places the organism in Eukaryota, Viridiplantae, Streptophyta, Magnoliopsida, Poales, Poaceae. Gene Ontology annotation, biological process: protein quality control for misfolded or incompletely synthesized proteins. Bases 99 to 950 code for a protein of 283 amino acids. The transcript is spliced from 9 exons. Gene Ontology annotation, cellular component: endopeptidase Clp complex.
GAGUCUUCUUCUCUUCUCUUACCACUCGCGGAUAAGAAGGCGCAACGCCCAACCAAAGCCCUCUCCGCUCAAAACCCCACCCCACGCGAGCUCCCAUCAUGGCGACCACCGCCGCCGCAUCCUCGUCGCUGACUGCCCCUCUCCUCCGCCCGAACACGAACACCACACCCACCCCCAAAUCCUUCCCAUUCCGCAGGAACAGGAGGUGCGCUCGCGCCGUGACCGCCGCGGCCUCCGUCAGGGGCGCGAGGCCUUACGGAGCUGCACAGCGGCACGGGAUUUGGUCGAUCAGGGAUGACUUGGUGGUGCCGAGAUCGCCCUACUUCCCGGUGGAGUAUGCGGCGGGGCAGGAGCGCGGGCCGUCGCCAAUGGUGAUGGAGCGGUUCCAGAGCGUCGUCAGCCAGCUCUUCCAGCAUAGGAUUAUCCGUUGCGGUGGGCCUGUGGAGGAUGAUAUGGCAAACAUUAUUGUCGCCCAACUGCUUUAUCUUGACGCCAUCAAUCCCACUAAGGAUAUCAUUAUGUAUGUGAACUCACCUGGAGGGUCAGUGACAGCUGGGAUGGCUAUAUUUGAUACAAUGAAGCAUAUCAGGCCUGAUGUUUCCACUGUUUGUAUUGGACUAGCAGCAAGUAUGGGAGCUUUUCUGCUUAGUGCUGGAACCAAAGGAAAGCGGUACAGCUUACCUAACUCAAGGAUAAUGAUCCAUCAACCUCUUGGAGGAGCCCAAGGACAAGAGACUGAUCUUGAGAUCCAGGCCAAUGAGAUGCUGCACCACAAGGCUAACUUAAAUGGAUAUCUGGCAUACCACACUGGGCAGCCCCUGGAUAAGAUCAACGUAGAUACUGACCGUGACUACUUCAUGAGCGCGAAAGAGGCAAAGGAGUAUGGCCUUAUUGAUGGAGUAAUCAUGAAUCCCCUUAAGGCCCUUCAACCGCUUCCAGCUUCCAGUUAGAAAUGAAGUGCUCAACCCCUACGAAACAUUUUAGCUGUAUCUCUUAGAACUGGGUUUUUAUUAGCCUGGCUUAGAUGGUGUUGUAAUUCCGCAUCCUGAGGUUUCAAACGCUGUACAACACGAGACUACGACUAGGAUACCCUUCCUUCACGAAUCACGAUAGAUAUUGGAAUUGGAUUAGGUACUUAAUUCGUCAGUUUUCGCCAUGCAUGGAGCCCUGCUUGAGCGUGCUAUCAUCGCCCGGUUGCUGAUGCUGAGUUGGCAAGUUCUUCGUUUGAUACGGAGCUAUAUCUUCUGUUUUCUGGUGAUCCAAGAGGCAGAGAUCUAUAUGUAUGUUCUUGUAUCGAACAACUGUCCACGAGGUUAUUACACUCACCGCUAGUUCGUUAGAGCAUCUUUAAUUGUUUAGAUAGUACAUGUCUAUAGACUAUACUAAAUAACUUCUCCAAUCGUCUAUCUAUAAAGUAAUCUUUUUAUAUUUUUAA